Dermacentor albipictus is the source of this 1988-nucleotide messenger RNA. RefSeq names its product mitochondrial ribosomal protein L37 (gene mRpL37). Gene Ontology annotation, molecular function: structural constituent of ribosome. Gene Ontology annotation, biological process: translation. Gene Ontology annotation, cellular component: mitochondrion; ribosome. The record is from RefSeq and is a predicted model, not a curated record. Lineage: Eukaryota; Metazoa; Arthropoda; Arachnida; Ixodida; Ixodidae.
AGCCUUUUACCGAGCACUUUUCGCAGCGAUUCUUUAAGCUUUUCUUGCUGAGCGUUAGUGGGAAUGGAUUUUAAGUAGGUAACGUUGUUGCUGCAAAAAUUACGACAUUGGUUUCUUGAUUCAGUGGUCUCAUUUUGUGCCCGAGUUGCUUUUUCUUGCUCCUCUUGGCACAGUAAUAUGCUCUUCUGUGCGCGUUGCAUUUAACUCGUCGCCCUGCACCUUCAAGACCGCAACGUCACCUAAACAUUUUUUUUUCUCAAAGGACUAUCGGCUUGAGCUACUCGCUCUGAAGGAGAGAAACAGUUUCCACCGCAGGUCCUACGCCAUGAGGGUUUGGCGGUUGCAAAACGAAGUCUACUUCCGCAAAAGGCUGUGGAAGGACAGAAGAACCUUGCGUAAAGUGCGGAAGUACCUCACGCCGCAGCCUCUGCUGGACCAGGGCGUCCAAAUUCACGACGCUCUUGACAUCGCCGCGAACGAAUUUGUGCCGGAACCGUUUGAGCUUCCUGAGCCCUAUGGCACUCCAUAUGAAAAGUGCAACGAUAGCAGAAACCCCAACUGGCAUGACCAGGUGGCCUAUAUUGUGCACAAGAAGUCUCGACUCCUUGAAGGGGACAAGCACAUGUGCCUGCUGACCAAGACAGUCCGAUAUGACAGCCUCCCCGUGGCACUUUCAGAGCAUGUCAGGCGGCACGCCCUUGGGGAAGCACAUCAAAAAGCUGCCAGGGAAGCCCUUGCACAAGUGCACCUGUAUGACAGCACCCAGGUGAAACUUCCCAAAAAUAUCGACCUGAACAAGCCCCACUGGACAUUUCCUCGAGAGUAUGGAGUGCCCAUCAAGCGCAAGGUUUCUCAUAUUCUUGCCAGCUUCCAUCAUUUGUGUGAGAAGUUGACCAGCCACGUUCCUGAGGCUAUGGAUCGCACCCGCCUUUCUGAUGUGGUCAGCAAUGCUUGCUUCCAAAAGGAAGAUGGGAACACAUUGGUGUUCAAAACCGAGGUUGACACCCUGAUGACAAGCAAGGUGCCACUGGGUGCCUUUAACACUCCUGAGGAGGUCAAGGCUACGGCUGACGUGGUUCUGCCCGACUUGUACCCUGCCAAGUAUACACUUGACUUGGACAAGGACCACAUCUACCUCAUGGACGACGUUUAUCCCGUUCCAAGGGUGACACUCAACCAGCAUCCUCACACACUUCACGUGACACACCCCCACCACUACUUCUGGUUUCCCAAAGAAAAGCUGGCCCGUGCCAUUCUUGCAUGCUUCACUUUCGCAGCAGCCAGAGCCAGGCAACUGUAUGGGGCAGACACGCUGACCCUACCAGAGCCUGUGGCUCUGCAAUGCACGUACAGCGAUGCUGAAACAUUUGGCUUUCUGGCAUACCAGCUGAAUACACUCGACCUCUCCACUGAUGAAGGCAUCAAAAAUCAGGUGUGGGUGGAAGGGGAGCCUCACAAGCUCUUUGAGAGCUGCAACCACAGGGAAGGCGUGGUGGGACACAAUCCAGCCGUCUUCCAAAACUUUCUCGCAUUCUACACCAGCGGGUUUAGUCAGUUGCCAUCUCUCAAAGGACGUGUUCGUCACUGAAAUCUGCAGGACGUCCCUUGUAAUUUGCAAGCUAUCGCUUACGAAUACAUCAACCCAAGGUUGUUCUGGCAGGAAUAUUUGUGCAAGAAAAUCCAUAAGGUAUUGGAUCCACAGCCAUAAAUGUAUGUAGCUUCUUUUCACAACUGCCAUUUGCAUUAACUUAAGCACCAAAAAAGCUGCAUCUUCCUAGAAAUGGAAAACAAUGUCUCAAAAAUCUUUCAUAGUGCUUUCAAAAUUAUAGUUUUCAACAACUCCAGAUGGGUUCUAGUGCCCGCACCUUGCUAUGUAAAAGAAAGAUUUCCACGAUGCAAAUAACGCCAUAUGGUAGCAUCAUCCGCAGUGUUACUUCCUUUUCAUAUUCAAUUACCAGAAAUAAAGAUUAAGUUCACUUUCUCUGCCA